AUGCACAGCUACAGUGACGUAACAUCCGGCGGGGCUGUUGGCGGGCAGAAGGGGGAGAAGGGGUCGAUUGUUAGCGACGUGUUUCGGGCUAUUGUACGGUUCCACAUCAAACAUCUUUUGUGCUACCAUAUUGCUGCUUGUUGUCUGCACACGGUUAUUUUACUGCGUUGGAAAGCAGGCCUGCCGUUUGCUUGCACAAGUGCAACAGAGGUUUCUCUACAGAGAACACAAGGGCGAGACGGCCGCUUGCUACGCCUGCGUGCAUGUUUUGUGGAAAACACCGUUACGUUGCAGUUCGCUCGGCAAAAUGUGGUUUCUAAUGGUCAGACUCGUGCAGAGAACAUGGUGGACGGUGUUUUUGUUCUUGUUCGAGCUAUGAAAACUAUUUUAGCGACAGAACCGAAACAUGUGGAUUUGCGGGUGAGGGAGCACGUGAAUGCAGCUGCACACGCGCGAGAGAGUGUGAUCUUCUCAGACAUCAAACUGGCGACCGUAGCAGCAAAGAAGGGCAAGAAGCCCGAGGAGGAAGAGGAGCAGCCAGCAGUGGCAGCAGCACCGGCACCAGCUGCUCCACCAGCUGCUCCACCAGCUGCAGCUACACCUGCAGCUGCGCCUGCGGCUGCUGCAGAAGAAGAGGAGGAGGAAGAGUAUGUGGUGGAGAAAGUCCUUGAUCGCCGUUUGGUUAAGGGCAAAGUAGAGUUUCUGCUGAAAUGGAAAGGAUUCUCAGAUGAGGACAAUACAUGGGAGCCAGAGGAGAACUUGGACUGUCCAGACCUUAUUGCAGAGUACAUGCAAAAGCACAGGGAGAAGGAGGAGAAAAAGAAGGAGAGUAAAAGGAAAGGAGCCAGCGAGACCUCAGGAGAGUCCGAGGAGCGAGCAAGCAAGAAAAGGAAGGAGGAGGGUGAAAAGGCCAGAGGUUUUGGGAGAGGACUGCUGCCUGAGAGGAUUAUUGGAGCCACUGAUUCUAGUGGAGAGCUGAUGUUCCUGAUGAAGUGGAAGAACUCUGACGAGGCAGAUCUUGUUCCUGCCAAGGAGGCCAACGUCAAGUGUCCUCAGGUGGUGAUUUCUUUUUACGAGGAGCGCCUCACAUGGCAUUCCUACCCCACAGAAGAGGAGGAGAAGAAGGAGGAAGACAAAAAAGACUAGCGUGUGGUGGAAAGUGGACAUGCAGGGCAGUAAACCAACUACAAACCACGUUUAAUGACACUGACAUCAGGUUUAGCUGCAGCAGUGUGAGGAGGCCAGCUGUGUAGCUGACUCACUGAAUGUUGGUUUUCCUGCCAUGCGUUGUACGUUCCUAAAGGUUCCUACCCGUGUGCUAAUUACAGAUGUUCAUUAUGUUCUUCAGGCAUCUUGACCACCUGAGUUUAGUUUUCUCCUGUCAAAUUAUGUGUUUACCCUCAUCUUACAUGCAUUCUCCCUGCCAAACAAGGAGCCUGGUCACUGGUUUAGCCUGAAGAGUGGGCGGGGCUACUGCUGUCUGUGCAGCUAGUCUGUGGGGAAUUUCUGCUGAAGAGUAAGAUGUAUUAAUACGAAAGAGAAUGAAAACGCUUUCUUUCGUCAUUCUAGAGGUUCCUUUAUUUUACAACCCCUGCCGCGAGCAAUGCCGAGCGUUUUGUUGUGGAGCGGAGCUCGUCAGCUGUUGGACAUCCACCUCCCUCCAGCCGGUGGGAGGUGGAUGUUUCCACUGAAGACAAGAGUGAACAUCAGGGUUUGCUAACAUUGCAUCAUUUUUUAUAUUGCAGCCAUCCGGCACACUCGGUCCCUGGUGUUUUAAGGCCGUGUGGCUUUAGCCUCCAUCCCAGGGCAACAGAAUGGUGUUUGUUUUCUUGUGGUUUUACCAUGUUACACACACACACACACACACACACACACACACGAUGGAAGCUUUAAAUCCAGUCUAGUGACUUCUAUCUUUAGUGAUUCCCUGAUGGUUCUCUUCCUAAUGUUUGCAAAUGUUGUGUUAACUGUAGUCCAGCCAUGCAUUUCUACACACACACACACACGUAUAUAUACUGUAAAACGUAGAGGCAGUAGCCUUUUCUUUUAGCAGACUUGGUUAGAUCGGGCGUGGUGAGGGCAUUCUGUUUGUUGUUAUUGAAUUUUCAUUUUUGCCUUUACUUGUGAAUGCUUUGUAAACUCCUAGCACACGUGCUUCUAGUCGUUUUCUAACAACUCUGUUUGAGAUCAGGUCCAGCUGACCAGUCGGGGUGAAAUGUGUCCCAGUUUGAGUCGAUCCAAACGCCAGUUCAUUUCUUUAGCCUAUUAGGAUUAUUAGUGUUUUUCACAGGGACUAAUCAGAUGCAGAUGAGCUAGCUCCAGUCUGGUGUUUUGCUUAGCUUUUUAUGUUGUAUCCUCUACUUUUAGCUAGUUAGCUUUUAUCCGUCUGCUGCAUGUUAGUUCAUCUACUCUUAGGUGUCUGAUCUGAAAAAUAAAUGUUUUUGGAUUCAUAGCAAA
Nothobranchius furzeri (turquoise killifish) is the source of this 2457-nucleotide messenger RNA. NCBI's taxonomy places the organism in Eukaryota, Metazoa, Chordata, Actinopteri, Cyprinodontiformes, Nothobranchiidae. The record is from RefSeq and is a predicted model, not a curated record.